AUGCUGGGUCGCUUACUCGCUUACUCGAUAUCGCUCGCUGGCACACAGGCGCUGCCUCAGAGUUUCGUUCUGGAUAUGGGCCGCAUCGAUGGCGCCGUGCUGGACUCGCCUCCAGGACCUUUGUUCAAUACUACCACUCGUGCUUUCGGCUGGCCUACAACGCUCCAGACAGCUUCCACUUCAAGAAUAACCUCCCUUCCUGUACAGAGUCUGGCAGCCAACUCGUUCAUAAUCGCAAAUGUCAGCAGCACCCGCACCUGCCUCACAACCACCACCGUCAUGAUCACGCUUCCCAACCCCACUCUCCGGCCUACCUCCACCUUCGAGCGAGACGAUGACCAGGGCGCUCUUACAGAUGGUGAGCCAGAUGCUACUCCCUUCGAUACCGCCACCGCGAAGCCGUUCUCCAAGUGGCCGCACUGGUUCACAGCCGCGACCUUCACGCUCGUGUGCUACGAUAUCCUGACGCUGGGUCUCCUCUUAUGGUUGUGGGUGUUUGGGUAUCUUUGGUGGUUCCACGGAAGAAGCGACGGAAAUGAAUCCGCGUGGCGGAGGAGGGGAGGGUUGAGUGGAAUGGAGAUGUCCAGGAUAGGUAUGGCGGAAAGGUAUGACGGGCGCUACGAAAGAGAGUGGGACAUGGUGUCAUUGUAG
This is a messenger RNA of Didymella exigua CBS 183.55, 651 nucleotides long. RefSeq lists its product as uncharacterized. The record is from RefSeq and is a predicted model, not a curated record. The coding region runs from base 1 to 651 and encodes 216 amino acids. The transcript is spliced from 2 exons. Lineage: Eukaryota; Fungi; Ascomycota; Dothideomycetes; Pleosporales; Didymellaceae.